AUGGGUCUUCCAAGUUCGUUGGCGCAACCUUGGCACGAUGGCGAGCGGAUUCUCCAGCGCAAGCAGGGAACCGUUCACACCUCGGAUGAAAUGGGGCCUCAUAUCUAUCACAAGGUCAUUCCUAGUUCCUACCGGGAUAUGGUCGGUCCACAACCUCAGUUCAUGGCCAGCUUCUUCGACCCCGAGACCAAGGCCUUGUGGGCCUCAGUGAUCUUCGCCGCACCGGGCUUCGCGGAUUGCGAAACCUCGGAGGGGACGCACAUCAAGGUGAAGGCUGCGCUGGAUCCCCGCGAUGGCGCCGCAGUCGAUGGCCUGGUGAGACCUGGGAUUUGGGUGGGCGCCGUGAGCAUCGACUUCAUGACAAGACGGAGGAAUCGCUUCAACGGGGUCAUAGAGAAGGUGGAUAAGAAUGGCCACUUCUUGAUCAAGAUUACCCAGGCCUUUGGGAACUGUCCCAAGUACAUUACUCGACGGCAAAUCCAGAGGAUGGGCCAGAACCUGGAGUUCUCUGCCUCAGCUGAAGCCGAGGUCUCCUCCUCCAUCGGCGCCAAAGCAUCAUCCGUCAUCUGUCGUGCAGACAUGAUGUACUUCGGGACUGGCAGCGAACAUGGUGCAGACAUGAAUAUUCGAGGUGGAAGUCCAGGAUUUGUGCGGGUCUUGAACGAGAAACUGAUUUGUUGGCCAGAUUACAUGGGCAAUGGUUUCUACAUGAGCCUGGGCAAUGUGCAGCUUCAAAAGUUGGGUUCCUUGGUCUUCGUGGACUGGGACGACCACGGCCACGGAGUGCAAGUGCUGGGCAGCGUGCGGACCGUGGAGCGCUCGGAGAUCGACGCGGCCUCAGAGUUGGCGGAAGUCGUGGCGCAAGAGCCCCAAGCUUUGCGAUUGGUGGUCCUUGAAGUGGAAACGGUGCGCUUCAUCCCUCGCUACUCACCCCACCUCUACCAGACGGUGGAAUUGAGCCCCUACAACCCUCGGCCAGCGACCGCGGGGGCGCCGGAAUUCUUGGCCGUGCUCCAGUGGGUCAAAGAAGAAUCUAAGGACGUGAAGACCUUUGAGUUCCAGUUAGCUCCUUUGCCUCGUCCGGGUUCUUUGGAGCUCAAGCCCGGGCAACACGUCCGGCUGGCGCUGCCGGCGCUGAAAGCGGAGAAGGAGAGCCUUCCGGAGAGGACCUGGACAGUGACCUCCACGCCAGGUUGGUUUGCGGAUCAUGGCCGCUUUCAGAUCUCGGUGAAGCAUAAGCCUGGAGGUUUGGCAUCAAGCUUCCUCCACGAGCUGAACCCCAAGGAUGCCGAGCACGCCCGGUUGCACUUCCUGGGCUUUGCCGGGGAGUUCGGCCCCCAGCUGGACGCCAGCGGGCAGCUUCGUCGCAGGGCGCCCACGAACGUGGUCUUCCUGACCGCAGGAAUUGGCUCCACUCCUGCAGUGGCAGCGAUGAAGGCCAUGGCAGAAACCACACCAUGGCCUUUGACCUUGAGCAUUUUCCACUCGGUGCGCCAGUUGAACGAGGCAGCAUUCCUCGAGUUCUUCAUCUCUGCUGUACGGAUCUUGACUGACCUCGGCAUCACCACCCGUAUGGUCUUGUCCCUCACGGGCCCCGAUGCAGCGCGUGAGAGCAAGGAGUUCAAUGCCUGGCUUCAAGCUGCAGGCCAUGCAGGGCUGCGUGCAGAAGCAGGGCGCUUGUCGAUUGAGGCACUGAAGGAUCUUUCGACCUUGCAAAAGGAUGAGACGGAAGGCUUCCUCUGUGGGCCAAGCAGCUUCGAGGCGGCCGCCAGCGAGAUUUGGACUGCCGCUGGCUUCCAUGCCAGGGCUCUCCACACUGAGAGCUUUGCAUAUUAA
Molecule: messenger RNA, 1836 nt
Organism: Durusdinium trenchii
Lineage: Eukaryota; Dinophyceae; Suessiales; Symbiodiniaceae
Source: the annotation of a GenBank genome assembly